AUGAACCCCCAAUGGGACCUCCACGCCUCCGCCGAAGACUGGCACCUUUUUGCGGAGAUGGCCUCUAACUCCCAGGACGGACCAAACCACGGCAGUGACCACCAGGAUGAUGGCACCAGAAGACCAACCGUCCCGCAAAUCGUCACCGACGGCACAAACUCCCCCAGCGACCCCAUCAUGACCAAUUCCAGCGAUACCAAGCCCAAGGGCAAGCGAGUCGGCUUCACCUCCGCGCCCUCUUCCGGCGACGACUCGCCCAACGCGGCCGACACCGCCAACCUGCACCUCCAGCCGCGUCCCUUCUCCACCUACGGCGCCCUCCCCUCCAACCCGACCUCCGGCGCCACCACCCCCUUAGGGGAGGGCUACCUCUCGCCUACCCCCACCCGCCAGAGCGCUCCUCCAGCUCCUGACGAGCUCGUCAAAGCUGUGCACAAGGCCUUCGGGCAGCCCAUGCCCGCCAAGCCCAAGCCCGCCAUCCGGAAGACUCCAUCGAUGGGCCUGAGCAACCCCUUCUCCUCCAACAACACCGAGUCGGAUGACGAAGACACGCCCGCGAAGAGAUCGAGAAACGAAGCCCUGGAGCGCGCCAACAGGUUGGCCAAGAGUGUAGGCAGUGCCUCGGCGCCGUCGUCGAGGAGGAAUUCGUUCGAUGGAGGAAGGGGUGAAAAGGCCGUCGAGGCCGGCCCCUCGAGACCAAAGACCCUGGCAGCUGGCCUCGCCAGGGACCGGGCCCCCCGCAAGAGCGCCUUGCUCGAGGAUGUCGUCUCCCAGGACGAGGAGGAGCCUGAGCCGUUGUCAGUAUCGGAAAAGAGGAAGGCUCGGGAAAGCACGCUGGAUGAGGCGAAGAAGCUAGUGAAGAACCACACCCGGAAAAGCCAGUACCAAAAGGCCUCGCUCCACGCCGAGCCUCCCCCAUUCAUCUCGAGACCCACCACCCCAACCAUGGAGCGUGCUUUCGAUGACUACGUCGCUCCGCCGCCCAGGUACCGUGGCGGCAUCUUCGGCGCUCUGCUCAACCUCUACGGCACGCAGGGUGGCUUCCAGGGUGGCAUGCAGGGUGCCCAAUGGUCGCAUUCUCGCACCAACAGCAACACGACGCUGGGUAGCGGGAUGAACACGCCCGGCGGCGUGACGCCUGCCAUCGCGACGCCCCAACAGUCUCCACCGACCUCUGGCACCAACACUCCCGUGACCCCGGGCCAGAGGAGACAUUGGUACGCCCGCAGCCAGCAUGGGCAGCAGUCGCAAACCUCUUUGGCACAGCUCGUCGGCUCGUCCUCCAUGCUCGCUUCUCCGGGCGCGUCUCUCGACUUCGAGCAUGACGUUGCCGAUAAGGUGAGGCGCCAAUCGCGGCCUGGCAUGGGCAAGAGGACACGCAGCGGCGGUGCCAUCACCUCCGCCAUGCAGCGGCUGAGCAAGCCGCGCCUGGAGGACGAGAUCCGCAUCACCGUGCACAUCUCCGAGGUCAUGGCGCGCCAGCGGUACCUGAUGAAGCUGUGCCGGGCGCUGAUGAAGUACGGUGCCCCGACGCACCGCCUGGAGGAGUGCAUGAAGAUGUCUGCCCGCAUUCUCGAGAUCGAGAGCCAGUUCCUGUACAUCCCGGGCUGCAUGAUCAUCUCCUUCGACGACUCGUCCACCCACACGACCGAGGUCAAGCUCGUGCGUGAGACCCAGGGCGUCGACUUGGGCAAGCUACGCGACACGCAUGCCUGCUACAAGGACGUCGUGCACGACCGGAUCGGCGUCGAGGAGGCGACUCAAUGCCUCGAGGAGAUCAUGAAACGGCCGCAGAAGUUCAACCCCUGGUUCCUGGUGCUGAUGUACGGCCUCGCGUCUGCAUCCGUUGGCCCCUUCGCGUUCGAGGCCAGAUUGAUCGACCUUCCCGUCUGUUUCCUCCUGGGAUGCCUGGUCGGCUUCCUGCAACAGAUCGCCGCACCAUCGUCCACGCUCUUCAACAAUGUCUUCGAGAUCAGCGCUGCCGUCCUGACAUCCUUCCUUGCCCGCGCGUUCGGUUCGAUCCGAGGCGGUGAACUCUUCUGCUUCUCCGCCCUGGCUCAAAGUAGCAUCGCGCUGAUUCUGCCCGGUUACAUUGUCCUAUGCGCAUCGUCAGAAUUGCAGUCCAAACAUCUGGUUGCCGGCUCCGUCCGCAUGGUCUACGCCAUCAUCUACUCGCUCUUCCUGGGCUUCGGCAUGACCAUUGGCAUUGUCCUCUUCGGCGUCAUGGACAAGGGCGCAACGUCGUCGCACCAGUGCACCAACACCAUGCCGACCAACUACACCUUCUUCUUCGUGCCCGCCUUCACCAUCUGCCUGUGCAUCAUCAACCAGGCCAAGUGGAAGCAGAUGCCCGUCAUGGUCACCAUCUCCUUCGCCGGCUACGUCGUGACCAAGUUCAGCAGCAUGCGCUUCCAGGGCAACACGCAGAUCAGCAGUACGCUGGGUGCGCUGGCCAUCGGCGCCAUGGCGAACCUGUACUCUCGCCUCGGCACCAAGGCCGACAACCUCUUCCUCGACAUUUACGAGAACCACGUGCGUCCGCGCUACCGCGCCCUGCGCCGCAAGGUCACCGGCAGGAAGGAGGACCUGCGCAAGUCGUACAAGGUCGCCGAGGACAUUCUGCCACCGUCGUCGUCCAGCGCCUCGGAGAUCUACACGCCCCGCGCGCGCAAGGUCGGCUACGGUGUCGCCGCCGCCGCCAUGCUGCCCGCAAUCUUCGUGCAGGUCCCGUCCGGGCUGGCUGUGUCCGGCUCGCUCAUCUCGGGCAUCACCUCCGCCGACCAGAUCGUCCACAACAACACGGGCAGCACCACGACGCUGCAGGCUGACGGCACCGUCAACAGCGCCGCCUUCUCUGUCGGCUACUCGGUCAUCCAGGUCGCUAUCGGUAUUACUGUCGGUCUGUUCCUCAGUGCGCUGGUCAUCUAUCCGUUCGGCAAGAAGAGGAGCGGUCUGUUCAGCUUCUAA
This is a messenger RNA of Diplodia corticola, 2967 nucleotides long. Its product is annotated as pheromone-regulated membrane protein. NCBI's taxonomy places the organism in Eukaryota, Fungi, Ascomycota, Dothideomycetes, Botryosphaeriales, Botryosphaeriaceae. Gene Ontology annotation, molecular function: transmembrane transporter activity. The record is from RefSeq and is a predicted model, not a curated record. Gene Ontology annotation, biological process: transmembrane transport. The coding region runs from base 1 to 2967 and encodes 988 amino acids. The transcript has a single exon.